Polyodon spathula (Mississippi paddlefish) is the source of this 855-nucleotide messenger RNA. Its product is annotated as eukaryotic translation initiation factor 4 gamma 1-like. NCBI's taxonomy places the organism in Eukaryota, Metazoa, Chordata, Actinopteri, Acipenseriformes, Polyodontidae. The record is from RefSeq and is a predicted model, not a curated record. The coding region runs from base 85 to 855 and encodes 256 amino acids. The transcript has 9 exons.
CAAUGGCUCCGCGCUUCAUUCUCUGCUGAAAAGCGAACCCCGUGGAAAGCGCUCCGCCAAUCCGUCUCCAUCCGCACUUUGAACAUGGAGAUCGAGCUCGCCGGCUCGCACGGGGGGCAAACACAGUGUCUGUUUCCAAGACGGUCCGAGGCUCCCUAUGCAGCACCACAUGAAAUGAAUAAAGCACCACAGCCUCUAACAGGACCCCCAACCACCCCUCACCCUGCCCCUUCUCCUGGACUCUCACAGCCCACGUUUCCACCUGGUCAGCCAGCCCCCGUAGUCUUUGCCACCCCACAGCCGCCACAAAUGAACACACCGCCACAGCCUCGGCAGUUUGCAGCAGUUCCUCGUGCUUUACACCAGCAGGGAGGAUUCAGAUCUCUGCAGCAGUACUAUGCGAACAGGCCACAGCCGCCGAGCAGCACUAGCAGAGUGCAGGCCAGCACAGCACCCCGGCCCGUGGCCCCCACACACGUCUACCAGCCCAGCUCCCAGAUGAUGAUGAUCCCGCAGCAGCUCCCCUUCCCCACCUCGCAGGGCCCCUAUUACAUCCAAGGAGGACAGUACCGCAGUACAUACGUAGCGCCGACCCAACAGUAUCCCGUUCCCACCGGGACCCCCAGCUUUUACCCAGGAACCAGCCCUGCAGAAUACGGUACUUACGCUGGCGCCUAUUAUCCAGCGCAGGGUGUGCAGCAGUACCCCCCCGCCGUCCCCACUCCUACUGUCAUGAUGAACCCUGCGCAGCAAAUACCUCAGAAAAGAGAGCGCAAGCAGGUACUGCAAACAAAGGUCUGGCUGCACUGUUUCUUCUGGGUUUGUACUAACCAACACAUGGCAGAGGAUUCCUAG